AUGUCAUUUGAAGUAGCAAGAGACCACAAAGCCCACAUGAAGAGAAUGAGGCUUUCUUUAAGAAGAAGAAGAGAGGGAAAAACAGAUUACCAGCAAAGACACAACCUAAUACGCCACAAUAAAAGCAACUACGGCGAGGUUAAAUCGCGAUUUGUUGUGAGAAUAACCAGCAGCAAGGUCAUCUGCCAGAUAAUCCAGGCAUACUCCAUCGGCGACAAAGUAGUCUGUGCAGCAGACUCAUCUGAGCUGAAGAAGUACGGAAUCACCUUCGGCCUGAAGAACUACUCUGCAGCCUACGCAACAGGCUUCCUCUGCGCUAGAAAGAUGCUUACCAAGCUUGGGCUCGCAAACGAGUACACAGGAAAGGAAGAGCUAGACGGCGAAGUGUACCUUGAGGAGGACAACGAGGAGGGCCCAAAGGCGUUCCGAUGCUACUUGGACCUUGGCCUGGCCAGAGCCACAAAAGGCGCCAAGGUGUUCUCAGCUAUGAAGGGAGCAUGCGACGGCGGACUGUACAUUCCCCACUCCCCAAGCAAAUUUGCAGGAUUCAGCACCGAGGACAAGGAGCUGGACGCAGAGGCCCUCAAGGAGAGAAUCUUUGGAGGACACGUUGCAAACUACAUGAGAGAGCUGGAAGAGAGCGACAACGAAGCAUACCAGGCAAGAUUUGCUGAUUAUAUUAAGAACGGGAUAACUGCUGACUCAAUCGAGCAGAAGUACGCAGAGGCCUUUGACCUAAUCAGAAAAGACACCUUCGAGAAGACCAAGAGAACCACCCCCAUUGACAGAUCGCCAUACCAGCACAAGCCAAGAAAGCUGACCAACGCAGAGAGAAAGGAAAGAGCACAGGCCAAGUUCCAGCUGCUUGCUGGAGAAGUAGAAGCCGAGAACUAA
Messenger RNA from Nematocida minor, 894 nucleotides. RefSeq names its product large subunit ribosomal protein L5e. The record is from RefSeq and is a predicted model, not a curated record. Bases 1 to 894 code for a protein of 297 amino acids. The transcript has a single exon. Lineage: Eukaryota; Fungi; Microsporidia. Gene Ontology annotation, biological process: translation; ribosomal large subunit assembly. Gene Ontology annotation, cellular component: ribosome; cytosolic large ribosomal subunit. Gene Ontology annotation, molecular function: 5S rRNA binding; structural constituent of ribosome.